Vitis vinifera (wine grape) is the source of this 7095-nucleotide messenger RNA. RefSeq names its product calcineurin-binding protein 1. Gene Ontology annotation, biological process: chromatin organization. Gene Ontology annotation, molecular function: nucleosome binding; protein binding. The transcript has 16 exons. The record is from RefSeq and is a predicted model, not a curated record. The coding region runs from base 1276 to 6831 and encodes 1851 amino acids. Gene Ontology annotation, cellular component: nucleus. NCBI's taxonomy places the organism in Eukaryota, Viridiplantae, Streptophyta, Magnoliopsida, Vitales, Vitaceae.
CAUUUUUAUUGCUGACAUGUAGUUUAUAUAUUUUAUUUUAUUUUUCCUUCCAACUUUCCUAUGGUUCCCCAGAGUUUGAAACUUCAAGUUUAUCAUUCUAUUUGUUCACUACCACCAUCACCAUCGUCAUUGUUAAUUUCCUCCCUUAACCAAUUAGGGGUUAGCUCAGUCUUUACAUCCACAUUGUCCAGAAAUAUUUUUCUUGGUUUUCUCGAGGAGCUAGUGUUGUGCUGUAUGAGUUAAUAUUAUAUCCCCUCUCCUGAAGAGUUAAUAAUAUAUCUUUGAAGAGUAAUUUAAAGUGGUAUGCAUAAUCAACAUCAUCAGUGCAGCAAUUGCAGCUUGUCAUCUCUCCCAGUGUGUCUGUAGAAGCUGUAAGGGUCUUAAGAUAUUCUGCAACAGCAUAAUUUUCUUCCAUUAAAAGUUAAAAGCUAUCUCAAAUUGGAUUCUAAUUCGCAUUAGGGAUACGAUGCCUGGGUUGCAUUUUAUGCUGGUAUUUGGAUCAUCAAAAUCCUAAAAUAUUAUUAUCAAUUGUAUCAUUGGGGCUCUGAGAUUUGACUGGCUCCUUUUGAUGGUAUUAUUUAAGGAAGCAUGCUGUCUAUUGUUUUUGUUUCCCUCUCUGAUGGUACCAAAAAAGGAGUUGGCUUAUGAAAAAUGGUCCUUUCAACAUUCUGAUGAGACAAGCAAAUUCCUGAGAUAAAAACACAUGUGGAGCUCCAUUUGGUUGUGGGGCAGGGGGUGGUGUUCAUGAGUGGUUUUCAUUCACUUUAGAAAAAAAAAAAAUACAAAGAUGAAAAAUAAUAUUUGGGUUUAAUAUUAAGUUAUUUGGUGAACCCAAAAUAUCAACUCCAGCAUCUAGUUAGUAAUCAUGCAUGUGCAAGAAAUGCAGUAGUGUAUUUAAUCAUCACAAGUUGAAGCUCUAUUUUAAACUGCCUAAUCAAUAAAAUUGAACCUGUAAAUCAUCUUGAAAACUUUUUAUCAAUUCUUCUUGCUGCAUUUUAGAAGAAUUCUGCCAUGCCAGCUAAUUAAAUCUUACACAUUUCUAAAGAGUGUGGGAGAAUCAGUUCUUUUCUGUGCAAUGUUGUUCAGAGUCCAAUGUUUGCUUUAUUCUUCGGCUGAUUUUUCUACAGAUUUUUGGUGCUGAAGAAUCUUGCCACUGUUUUCCUUCAACAAGGUUCUGACCAUUAUGAGAGGGCUUUAAGCUGCUACCUUCAAGCUGUAGAAAUUGACACCAAGGACUCUGUUGUCUGGAACCAGCUAGGAACCUUAUCAUGCUCAAUGGGAUUAUUGAGCAUUUCACGUUGGGCAUUUGAGCAGGGGCUUUUUUGCAGCCCUAACAAUUGGAAUUGCAUGGAGAAACUCUUGGAAAUUCUUAUUGCUAUUGGCGAUGAGGUUGCCUGUCUUUCUGUUGCAGAAUUGAUCUUGAGGCACUGGCCAUCACAUGCUCGUGCAUUGCAUGUCAAAAAUACCAUUGAAGAGUCGGACCCAGUUCCAUUUGCUCCACGAGGUAUAGAUAAACUGGAACCUAAACAUGUUCGACUUAAAUUCCCUGAAAAGAGAAAGGCAGAAGAUGAAAAUAUAGGUGAGGGUAUUUCAUUGAAAAAGCAGAACCAGAAUAUAGAUCUCCACCUGGCAGAAGCCUCAUGGGCGGCCCUCACUGAUGCACUGCUGGCAAUCUUACAUCCACUGAAUGGAUGUGGUUCUGAGCUGGGAGCUGAAAAAAUGUGCACAUCACCCAAUAUCAGAUUAAGUAUACACUUGCCUUCUAGUGCAGAAAAUAUUGUGCCGCCUGGUGAAAGGAAAGGGCUCAAGUUUAAUCCAGUUGGUGAAAAUAUGUGUCUGGGUGAUUGUAAGUCUGAAAGAGCAAGUACUCUAAAAGAAAAAGAAGCAAAUGCUUUUGAAGAACAACCUCAGGAGAGGCGGAGUACCCGUCUUGAAAGGCUUCGGAGUCGUAAACCUGAGAAAGAAGAAGUAGAUUUUGCCUCUGGUAAGGAUCUGCCGAAAGCAGUAAUUCAGUUUCUGGAACCUUUUAUUGUUGGUGGACCAGGACUUAGAAAUUCUGAUCAUUCUGCUAGUUCGUCUGCUUCUUGUCCUGAAAGUCAAGCUAAUCUAUCAGAGAAUGAAUGUAGUGAUGUUGCUAAAUUUGUGAAGGAAACUUCAAAAAAUUAUGGUGCUCACCAUAUGGGUCACUUGCUUUUAGAAGAGGUUGCAAAUAGAGACCUUUUAUAUCAGGAUUAUUUUAUCAAAUUCCUGGAGUUGGAGAAAUUGACUAGACAUGGGGGCCUGGAUAGAACACCUGAAUGUAGUCUUUUUCUUGCUGAGCUGUACUAUGACCUUGGUUCAUCUUCUGAGGCAUCCAGUCUGUCAGACUACAUGGAGGAUGUAACAUACCAUCUUUGUAAGAUCAUUGAAUCAGUAGCUUUGGAAUAUCCUUUCCACUCAAGUGGAGUAGCCGGAAAUGCAAAUUGUUCUUUAACUGAUAGUGGUCAAGGUGCUGGUAGAAUAUCACUGGACAACUCUGUUAGCCAGAAUUCACUUUUAGACAGCUCAUUCUUGAGCAAUAAACAGUUUUUUUGGGUUCGGUUUUUCUGGUUAAGCGGGCGAUUAUCUAUUUUGGAAGGUAACAGGGCAAAAGCUCAGAAUGAAUUUUUGAUUUCCUUGUCACUUUUGUCUAAGAAGGAAGAUACGAAAGACACUCUUGGUUCUGUCCACCUGCCAUACUGCAAGUUUACUAAAGAGCUAACCAUUGAUAGAGUUCUCCAUGAAAUUAAUCUAUUAAAGAUUGAUUUCCUCCUGAAGCAGACUGUGGGUGAGAUGAUCGAGAAAGAAAUGUAUUUGGAAUGUGUAAACUUAAUUGCUCCACUUCUGUUCUCUACAAAAGAUGCUCACCUUGACAUGUUGCCUGCUAAAGAAGCUGAGGGGGUUACAUCAGUUGAACUUUCUGCUAUAGAUGUUUUGAUAAAAGCAUGUGAAAAGGCAAAGCUAGUAGACACCGAGUUGUAUUUGCUUUGUCACAGGAGGAAGCUGCAAAUACUCACUGCCGCAGCUGGUAUGGAAGAGUAUCUUACUUCACACAAACCCUUCCAUGAGAGGUCAGGGUCAAAAACACUUUCUGCUUCUGAAAUAGAAUCACAAGAAAGUUCAAGCAAGCACUGGAAUUCCUUGGUGGCAGAGGAAGUGAAGGCAAUUUCCCAGUGUGCAUCACAAGUGAAGAGCUUCAAUGAUCAAUGCGGAGAAUCUAAUGCCAUUAUUGUUCCGAUGAGCAUCAUUGGUGACAUUCAAACUUUGCUGCUGGCAGUCAUGUGCAAUUUUGCAAACACAUUCCUCAAAAAGAAAUCUUCUGGGCUAGUAACUGUGGAUCAAUCUGAGCAAAAGCAGAGAUGCUGCUUUGUUGACAUAGCCAUUGCAUUCUGCAAACUUCAACAUCUCAAUCCAUCUACACCUGUUAAAGCUCAUAUUGAAUUAGUUGUGGCAAUCCAUGACUUGCUUGCUGAGUAUGGUCUCUGCUGUGCGGGUGACAGUGGCGAAGGGGAGGAAGGAACAUUUCUCAAACUUGCAAUAAAGCAUCUACUAGCCUUGGAUAUGAAGCUGAAAUCCAACUGUCAGUCUUCAAACAGGGAAACAACUCAAUGUGAUGAACAGAUUUCUCAUAAUAAUAAUGUUAAAACAUCUCUAAAUGAAUUAAAAUCAGAUGCAUUAAAUAUGGAAUCAGGUCGAAUGGAACUAGACGAAGAUCAUGCUGUAGAGAAGGAUGUUCUUGAACGGAUGGCUACCAAAGGCAUUUUAUGUAAAGGUCUAGCAAAAGACACUGCAGGAGCAACAUUUGGGGAACAUGGCAGUGUUGGUCCUGAUGGAAAGUUCAAUAAAGUUGAAAAAAUAAGUGAUGAAUUUGUUGAAUGUGGAAAAGAACUUACCGAAGAUGAAAGGGAGGAGCUUGAGUUAGGAAUUGAUAAUGCUUUGGAUCAAUGUUUUUUCUGCUUAUAUGGUUUAAACCUUAGAUCUGAUUCUUCCUAUGAUGAUGAUCUAGCCUUGCACAAAAAUACUAGCCGUGGAGAUUAUCAGACCAAGGAACAGUGUUCUGAUGUCUUUCAAUAUAUACUGCCCUAUGCAAAGGCCUCAUCUAGGACUGGGUUGAUUAAACUACGGAGAGUAUUGAGAGCUAUACGCAAACACUUUCCACAACCUCCAGAAGAUGUUUUGGUUGGAAAUCCAAUAGAUAAAUUUUUAGAUGAUCCUGAUUUAUGUGAAGAUAAACUUUCAGAGGAGGCUGGAUCUGAUGGCUUUGUUGAAUCCAUAAUGAAAACAUUUCCUGAUGCAGGAGGCAUUAAACAAUACAAGGCUCCAUCAGUGGGGAGCUCACAGCCCUAUUUGGAGGUUUAUUGCAACUUGUAUUAUCUCUUAGCUCAGUCUGAGGAAACGAAUGCAACCGAUAAAUGGCCUGGUUUUGUACUCACCAAGGAAGGGGAAGAAUUCGUACAGCAAAAUACAAACCUUUUCAAGUAUGAUUUAAUGUAUAACCCUCUACGCUUUGAGAGUUGGCAGCGACUUGCAAAUAUAUAUGAUGAGGAGGUGGAUUUGCUGCUAAAUGAUGGAAGUAAGCAUAUAAAUGUUGCUGGAUGGAGGAAGAAUGCUAGUUUACCUCAGAGGGUUGAGACAAGCCGAAGGAGGAGUCGGCGGUGUUUAUUAAUGAGUUUGGCCUUGGCCAAGACAUCAGUUCAGCAGUCUGAGAUACACGAGUUAUUGGCAUUGGUAUACUAUGACAGCCUUCAGAAUGUGGUACCAUUUUAUGAUCAACGAUCAGUUGUACCCUCAAAGGAUGCAGCAUGGACAAUGUUCUGUCAGAACUCAAUGAAACAUUUCAAGAAAGCCUUUGCACAUAAGCCAGAUUGGUCACAUGCAUUCUACAUGGGAAAACUCUCUGAGAAGCUUGGAUAUCCACAUGAGCUAUCGUUUUCUUAUUAUGAUAAGGCUAUUAAUUUAAAUCCAUCAGCUGUGGAUCCUUUCUACAGGAUGCACGCUUCUCGUUUAAAGUUACUUUAUACAAGUGGAAAACAGAAUUUUGAGGCUUUGAAGGUUGUUGCAAGACAUUCCUUUAAUAAGUCAACAGAGGAGAAUGUCAUGAAUAUACUUAGUAGAAUGAGUCCUGAAAUUCUCAACUUACCAGCAGAUGACAUGGAUGGAAACGCUCAAGUUAAUCCUGAGGAGAGAAAGGAUGCAGAAUCCCAUCAAUUGGAAGAGGUGUGGCAUAUGCUUUACAGUGAUUGCCUUUCUUCCCUUCAAAUUUGUGUGGAAGGGGAUCUCAAGCAUUUUCAUAAAGCCAGAUAUGUGCUUGCUCAAGGGCUGUACAGAAGGGGUGAACGUGGUGGUAGUGAGAGGUCAAAGGAUGAACUUUCCUUUUGCUUCAAAUCAUCUCGCUCUUCAUUUACUAUUAAUAUGUGGGAGAUUGAUGGUAUGGUAAAAAAAGGAAGACGCAAAACAAUGGGUCUUGCUGGAAACAAGAAGGCAUUGGAAGUCAACUUGCCGGAAAGUUCCCGAAAAUUUAUUACCUGCAUUCGGAAGUACAUGUUGUUCUAUUUGAAACUAUUGGAAGAGACUGGAGACAUCUCUACCCUUGACAGGGCUUAUAUAUCUCUUCGGGCAGAUAAGAGGUUCUCACUGUGCCUUGAAGAUCUUGUUCCAGUAGCUCUUGGAAGAUACAUUAAAGCCCUAAUUUCAUCCAUGAGGCAAGCUGAGACGGUUGGCUCUACUGCUGCAAGCAGAUCUGAGCAUAUGCUGGAGAAAAUGUUCACGUUAUUUAUGGAACAGGGAAGCUUAUGGCCAGAUUUAUGCAGUUUGCCCGAGAUGAGGAGCACAGAGUUAUCAGAGAGUAGCUUAUAUGGAUACCUCUACCAAUACAUCCAGUUAUUGGAAAGAAAUGUCAGGCUGGAAACACUAGAAGCAAUAAAUGAGAAGAUUCGGAAGCGCUUUAAGAAUCCAAAGUUGGCUAAUAGUAAUUGUGCUAAAGUUUGCAAGCAUGCUUCAGUUGCUUGGUGUCGAUCUCUUAUAAUUAGCUUGGCCUUGAUCACACCAUUACAUGCUGAAAGCGUGGUCCAAGCCCUUCAUAUGUCAGAUGGUGGUUUUGAAAACACCCAGCUGCUUUGUCUUGAUCUGCAAACAAAUGAAUUGUGGAAUUCUUCAUUUGAGGAUCUGACCCAUGUGAAAAACCUUGAAACAAAAUGGGUCCCACUGUUGUCUAAAAUUAAGAAUCUCAUUAUUAGGAAAGCCUCAGAUGAAAAUUUGGAGACUGCCAAUACUUUGCUAAGAUGUUGUUACAAUUUCUAUCGUGAGAGCUCCAGCAUAAUGCUCCCAUCUGGGAUCAACCUUUAUUCAGUGCCAUCCCGGUUAGCAACAGACACACAAAUUCACCUAGGAAUGAAUGGGGUUGAAAUCGUCGAUUUGAGUGUUCCUCGGAAGCUUCUUUUGUGGGCCUAUACACUACUGCAUGGCCGUUGCACAAGCAUAUCAGUGGUUGUAAAGCAUUGUGAAGAAAAUGCUAAGUCGAGGAUGAAAAAAGGAGCAGGCACCUCUUCCACACUCCCAAAUACAAGCAUAACCAGUGCCACCACUACUCACACAGGUACCGGGAAAGAUGGAGGUGGUGAAGCUGAGGCUGCUGCAUUAGCCACAGCAGCAGCUGUUUCUUUGCCAGAAGGCGACAGCAUACGUGGCCUCAAUUGCUCUGGUGAGACUCAAAAGAGCUUGCUUGCUGCUCCCCAUUUGCACCAGUGUACCAGCAGCAGUGCAGAAAAGAGUAAUGUGAGUGUGCAUGAAGCAGGAGAUCCUGAGAAGGCCUAAUUAGACGAUUGAUGGCCUUUGUAUAUUUUCUUUGAUCAUGCUACUCCGAAAAAAUGUGUUAGCUUUGUUGAGUUUCACAAGGAAAUGUAUCCCUAUCGAGUUAGUUCAUUAAGAAUGUGCCAUUUUCAAGAGGAAAUGUAUAUUUCUAGCGACCCAUUUUUAUGAGUAGAAGAGGGUAAUGUGUUACACAUAAUACUUGAGAAUCUACACAAGUUUUUUCUGGAUACAAAAGAGAUAUAAUAUGGAAUUGGCAAAUGUAGAUAA